CAUAGAUUAACAUUUCUGCAUUUGACAUUGAGAGCAUAGGCCAUAAUUUAGAUAUAUUUCUAAGAUGCAAUGCAGUUUUACAACUGCUAGAAACAUGGCUUUCUAAGGAAAGAUUGCCAACAGAUGAUGAAGAAUUGACAGAGCAGCCAUCAGGACAGCGUUCUAGGUUAUCACAUGCUGAGUUUUUAGGUCCUAUAAUUAACACCUCUGUUUUUUCAGAAUUUAGCAGUAAGAAAUUACUUGUCAUCCAGUCAUUGCGCUCGAUGUCACGGCGCUCUGGCUCCCGGUAAACAUGUCACCUGCUGGUGGUUUACUUUUAAAAGUAUAAUGUAAUUCAGUAUAUUCUACAUUUUCAUUGAAUAAAACUUCUAUAAAUUCUUUAAAAUUUUAUUGAUGUGUAAAUAUUUCAAGAAAAAUCUGUAAGCUAGACAUUUUCAGAGUCAGUACUCAAGAAGUUGUUAACCCUUUCUGAUGAUCACACCUGUUAAAACACGUUUUUGCACAUUCCAUGAGAUUAUCUUCAUUAUGAGAAUAGUUAAGAAUGAGGACCUGCGUAAAGUUGCGGCUCAAUUGCUUUAAAUUCAAAUUCUUCAAAUACCAAAUUAAGACAACACAAUAAUACCACAUCUUACUUUUUUUUAUAAGGUAAAGUAUAUUGUAUAGAAUGUAGUUGUCAUUUAGUGGAGGAAGAAUAAAAGUUAUAGACUUGGACAAUUAGUAGUUAGGAUAUUUUACUGACCUACUGUACAUAUCCUGUAUGCCACUAUUGACAUAAAUUCCAUUCCUCUUACAUUUUUGUUCUCUGGUAAAAAAAUAAGUAAAUAAUUAAACACAUAAAGGUUCCAGAAUGGAGUUUUAACACUGGUGCCACAGAAGAAGCACUCCCAAACAACCUUUCAGUAAAACAUUCUUUGACAAGAAAGAAGGAAUGAAAUGGAAAUGGAAUGGAAUUGCCCCAUGACUGUUACAGGUGAUUUCUGAAGGUGAGAACGUGGGAAGUACAGUUUUGAAGGAAACGAAACAGAAAAACAGAUCGAAUCCUGUAAAACAGGUUGUCAAUUUUCUUGUAACUGUGUAAAGGAAUACUAUCAGUGGCCUGUCCCCUUUGCUAUUUUUUUGCUAUUGUUCACUGUGAUAAAAGUACUACCUGCCUUUUGGAAAGCUGUAUAAAUUCAGUUGUGUCUAGACUUCGUUGAGUUAUUUAAGGAAAAGUCGAUUAAGUUUGUUUUUGACCCAUUUGGUUCACAUUGCCCAGAAAAAAAAAACUAAAAAACAAAAGAGGCACAGAGUGGAAUCAUUUGAUUUUCUUUCUUUUUUUGUUGAAUAUUGGGGUUCAGCCUUGUACAUUCUUGCAUCAAUAACCACGGAUUAUGAAUGAAUGACCUUCUGACUCCUCCCCUUGACUGCAGCUGCAUACCUCUGUUAACAUUCAAGAAUGAAAAACUUGUGGCUUCACCUGAAACUGAAAAACAUCAUCCUUUCUAUUUUAGCACUGGUGGUACUUAGUUUUUCUGUCACAUUUUUAACUGUAAAUGAAAGAGGAAGACAGAAAACUAGAGUGUUUGAGAGGCCACGUCUGACAGUACAAUAUAAAAUUAAUUGCACAGCCAUAUAUGAAAUGGAGCCAGUGGAAGUGGGCAAAACUUUAGCCAUUCGCAAUCAAAAAAGCUAUGUAGGGCCAACCGAUGAGGCUAUUGUGAAUUCUACCUCUGAUUGUGAUGAAUUUGUGUCACAAGGUUAUGAUGCGAUUCAAGGCACUGGGUUUGAGCAUGAAUUUCCCCUUGCAUAUUCUUUGGUUGUUCAUCAGGAUGCUCCUCUUGUGGAGAGGUUGCUGAGGGCCGUUUAUAUGCCUCAUAACAUAUACUGCAUACAUUAUGAUCUGAAGUCCUCAGAUGACUUUAUUUUAGCAAUGAAAGGUCUGGCCCGCUGCAUCCCCAACGUCUUCAUUGCCUCAAAGCUGGAGAGGGUGCAGUACGCAGGCUUCUCACGACUCAAAGCCGAUCUGAAUUGCCUGUCUGACCUCCUAGAUUCUGAGGUCAAGUGGAAGUAUGUCAUCAACCUGUGUGGUCAGGACUUUCCACUGCGGACAAACGCUGAGCUGGUGUCGGAUCUAAAAGAGCUGAAAGGCAAGAACAUGGUGGAGAGCAAGUGGCCUGGAGGAAAGCAAUGGCGCUGGACUUAUCAUCAUUUACUGAAAGAUGGUAAUUCAGAGUAUUACGGCUCACCUGUCAUCACUUCUGAAAUGAAAUCUCCACCUCCUCACAACAUAGCCAUGUUUGUGGGCAGUGCAUAUUUCACACUUUCAAGAGAAUUUGUGGUUUUUGUGAACCAGAGUUCCAUAGCCAGUGAUUUCUUGGCUUGGUCUGAGGAUACAUACUCACCUGAUGAACAUUUCUGGGCAACUAUGAUUCGUGUGUCUGGAGUACCAGGGGAAGUGCCAAGUUCUGACCCUGAAAUCUCAGAACUAGAAAGUAAAACCCGUCUGACGAAGUGGUGGUCUUUAGAAGAGAAACUUUACCCACCAUGCACUGGAGUCCGUGUGCGAGAAGUGUGUAUUUAUGGUGCUGCUGAGCUAAGAUGGCUCCUAAACUACGGCCACUGGUUUGCUAAUAAAGUGGAUCCAAAAGUGGAUCCUGUUCUUAUGGAAUGUUUAGAAGAAAAACUUGCAGAAAAACGUGUGCAGAGAGAAGUAUAAAUAAUGCAUUCUCAGUCUGGAGAUCAAUACUGGACGUCAGGUUGUGUGAUGUAAGUUAUUCUCUGACGCCACCUGCUGUGAACAAAAGAAUGGAGCAUGCGUUGGUUCAUCAAUGAAAUAUUGCAUUGUUUACCAUAUUACCUGUGCAAAAUAGCUACAAAUUCAAAUAAUCGCUUUAAGUAAAAAAAAAAAAAUUGUUUUUAAAUCUAAAUAAUACCUUGUCCUAAAUCUUGUGUCCGUUGGAAAUCAAGCUCCAGUUUUAAGAAUAUUUAUUUGUAUGUUUGAAAGAGACUUUUAAAAUUAUCAUUAUUAUUAUUAUUAUUAUUAGGAUUUGUUAUUGUUAUCACGGCUAUCAUGGCUUUAAGUUCAAUAAAUACAAAUGUUAACCCAAUGGAAAAAAGAAGUAAGUCCUCUGUUACCAUCUGUUUCAUAUGCAUAGUUUUAACUUAACGCAGCGACAUUAAACAAUUUU
Carassius auratus (goldfish) is the source of this 3167-nucleotide messenger RNA. RefSeq names its product beta-1,3-galactosyl-O-glycosyl-glycoprotein beta-1,6-N-acetylglucosaminyltransferase 4-like. Bases 1436 to 2695 code for a protein of 419 amino acids. Gene Ontology annotation, cellular component: membrane. Gene Ontology annotation, molecular function: acetylglucosaminyltransferase activity. Lineage: Eukaryota; Metazoa; Chordata; Actinopteri; Cypriniformes; Cyprinidae. The record is from RefSeq and is a predicted model, not a curated record. The transcript has 3 exons.